Acomys russatus (golden spiny mouse) is the source of this 2491-nucleotide messenger RNA. It is a transcript of the gene B4galt5, whose product is annotated as beta-1,4-galactosyltransferase 5. The record is from RefSeq and is a predicted model, not a curated record. Gene Ontology annotation, molecular function: UDP-galactose:glucosylceramide beta-1,4-galactosyltransferase activity. Gene Ontology annotation, biological process: carbohydrate metabolic process; glycoprotein biosynthetic process. The transcript has 10 exons. Lineage: Eukaryota; Metazoa; Chordata; Mammalia; Rodentia; Muridae. Bases 333 to 1736 code for a protein of 467 amino acids.
AUCUACAGAUGAAAACGCCGAGUUUCCAACAGGCUCCAUUAGCCCUGGGUCUUAACUGCCAUGCUUAACUGGGCCAUGCCACAGUCACCCUGUACACCCUCCACUCCCACCCUUUUUUUGCAAAGUAACUUCCGUCAAUGCACCUGCAGUGUGAGAGCACCUGUGGGAGACCUGGGAGAGGAAGAAGGAAGGUUUGCAGAGGAAAUAUUUCACACACAAUAAAUGAAGGUUCCCAGAGGACUUUUUAUCUUUUUUGCUUCGUGGAGCAUCCUCAAGACACAGGCACCAUAGCUGGCAACUUAUCAUAAAUGGUGACUGGAAUGAAUGGAUGAAUGAGGGCGAACACAAGUGCCUCGGCCUCUACAUCCUCGCUCUCCUGCAGCGGCAGGCUACCUGGUUAUUCAGACUCCGUCCACACCCCUCAGCGCCCCCGAGUAGGGUGCUCGCGCGCGGGGAACCAACUCGUACCGCCAGACGCUUCCUGUCAGCCUGGGCGGCGGCCGCUCAAGGAUCUUGCGGCUAGGGUGCACGCGCCCGAUCCUCCACCCCGCCCUCAUAUCCAAGCCCCGCCCCAAAGAUGCGCUCCCCGGACUGUCCGCCCCGCCUCCUUUCCUCAGGCCACGCCCUCCUCUCACCAUCAGGACCCAGGGCCGGUCUCUGCCGAAAUGCUCCCCAAAAUCACGAUGAAUACCUACCUCUUCAUGGUGCAGGCUCAGGGCAUCCUGCUUCGGGACAAUGUGAGGACCAUUGGUGCCCAGGUGUAUGAGCAGGUGGUCCGCAGCGCCUAUGCCAAGAGGAAUAGCAGCUUGAAUGACUCAGAUUAUCCUCUGGACUUGAAUCACAGUGAAUCCUUCCCCCCAACCACGACCUUUCUUCCUGAAGAUUUCACCUACUUUGCCAACCACCCUUGCCCGGAGAGGCUCCCUUCCAUGAAGGGCCCGAUAGACAUAAACAUGAGUGAGAUCAGAAUGGAUGACAUCCACGAGCUUUUCUCCAGGGACCCAGCCAUCAAGCUUGGAGGCCACUGGAAGCCUUCCGACUGUGUGCCGCGGUGGAAGGUGGCCAUCCUUAUCCCCUUCCGGAACCGCCACGAGCACCUCCCAGUCCUGCUGCGACACCUGCUCCCCAUGCUUCAGCGCCAGCGCCUACAGUUCGCCUUCUAUGUGGUCGAGCAAGUUGGCACCCAGCCCUUUAACCGAGCCAUGCUUUUUAAUGUUGGCUUUCAAGAAGCCAUGAAGGACUUGGAUUGGGACUGCCUGAUCUUCCAUGAUGUCGAUCACAUACCGGAGAGUGACCGCAACUACUAUGGCUGUGGACAGAUGCCCAGGCACUUCGCUACCAAACUGGACAAAUACAUGUACCUGCUUCCCUACACAGAGUUUUUUGGUGGAGUGAGUGGCCUGACUGUGGAACAGUUUCGGAAAAUCAAUGGCUUUCCUAAUGCGUUCUGGGGCUGGGGCGGAGAAGAUGACGACCUGUGGAACAGGGUACAAAAUGCAGGCUAUUCUGUGAGCCGGCCAGAAGGGGACACAGGAAAAUACAAGUCCAUCCCUCACCACCAUCGAGGGGAGGUCCAGUUUCUUGGAAGGUAUGCUCUGCUGAGGAAGUCAAAGGAGCGUCAAGGGCUGGAUGGCCUCAACAACCUGAACUACUGUGCAAAUAUCACGUACGACGCCUUGUAUAAAAACAUAACUGUCAACUUGACACCCGAGCUGGCUCAGGUGACUGAGUACUGAGAUGUGGGGAGAAACUGCAUUCGCCUACCCACCACCCCCUCGGAAGGGCUGUGAUGCACCAUCCUGGGGGUCAGCAAAGGAAGAGGACAGAAGGAGAGUGGAGCGCAGGACCAUAGGGUUCCAGAAAACUAUCACAGAGCACAUGCACAAAGGCCUUCACUGUAGGACCCAACAGGGACAGGAGGCUUGGCACACCUGUCGUCGGCACUGGCUUCUAUUCUACAAGACAGAUGUCUGCCCUGCUGCUCUCUUCCGUCCCAACCCAGGUCCUGUCUCAGCUGCAACCUCUAGGAUUCCAGGGCCAGGCUAGGUGCCCUUUGGAUAGAUGGAUGGCAGGGCCCAGAGGUCACCAUGGCCGGCUACCUCUGGCUUGAAGCAGAUGGGCCACUACACCGUUCUCUGCAUCUCUGGUCUUCUCUUUGGUUUUCAUUUAGUUUAGUUUAGGGCUUUUGUUUUGUUUUGUUUUGUUUUUUGGUGGAGAUUAAGGGUGGAGGGGAGGGACCUGGGGUGACAGACACAUAACAGUCACUUCUUGAAGAAGUGUAAUUGUAAAUAAGCCAUGUAAAAUGCCUUUUUAAUUUUAUAGCUGGCUCCACUUCAAAGUGAGGGCUUCAUGUAUUAGAUCACCUUGGGUGGAAAACACAGCUCAGUUCCCAUGCAGCUGAGUGUCAUCUCUCAGAUCCUGUCAGCUGGGAAGGAAGUUGAUGCAGGGCAGAACAAAGAACCUCCUAUCACUACAGCCCUCUUCCCCUCCC